GUCUGAAUGUCCCGACUAUGAUCUUUGCGAGAGAUGCUACAAGAAAGGGCUUCACCCGCGAUCCCAUCACAUGCUUCCCAUUGUAGAACCAGAAGAAUCAACUUUCCUCAAGCCAAUGGCUUUAGAGGAUUCGGCCACGACAGUCCUUGGUCUACGCGUUUACACACACAAAUCCGUCUCUUCAUUCUUGGAAGCUCAGCUCAGACAUGGGUCCUUGCGGACCAAACCUCUUUUCCCAUCGGCUCAAGUGCUAGCACUCUUCCUCGAGUCAACAAAGCCAACCUGGUUAGUCUUCACUGGCCCCAGCAUCAUGCAUCUUUUACCCCUCUUCACCCUCUCCACACUCUUUGUAUUCGUCUAUGCGAAACAAAUACCGCUAGAAGGAGAUGGAGAGAUCCAAGGAUAUCCGGGGACACGGUACACCGCACACAACUACCGACCCAUCUGCGGCCUCAUGGCCACCGAACAAUUCAACCAAACGUUCUACAUCAAAGAAGACUGUGAAGCCGCCAUCCACCAAUUCCGGGGUACAGACGACACAUUUGCGCUCUAUGAUCGGUCAGGAGUACGCAAAUCCGACACGUUUCCUAUCGCGCGAGACGACGACGUGUGCAUGUGCUACGCUCUCGCCGACCUCGAUGGACGAAAGGCCAGUUGGUGUAUAUUGGUGUUGAAAGAUGGAACGACGAGUGAUUAUAUGGAUAAUUCGUUGUUUGUGUGGGCUGGGUAUCCAUUUGCGAUUGGGAGUUUUCAGUUGGCGACGAAAGCGUUGCCGCAUUGUUUUGAUAUUGAUACGGCGGAGGUGAUUAGUUCGUUGGAUGCGGCGGGGGAUGCGACGCAUUUGCAGGUUGAGCCUGCUACGAGUACGACUGUCGAUUCGGGGGGUGGAGAUCCUUCGCAGACCGACACCCUAGGGGGAUCUAAUCCUAGCUCUACUUUGACUGUGAGCACACGUUCCUCUACAUUUGUGAUAUCAUACUUACCGUCUUUAGCGACAAUCGACGGGCAACAAUAA
Acaulospora colombiana is the source of this 1015-nucleotide messenger RNA. The record is from the annotation of a GenBank genome assembly. Lineage: Eukaryota; Fungi; Glomeromycota; Glomeromycetes; Diversisporales; Acaulosporaceae.